This is a messenger RNA of Acanthoscelides obtectus, 597 nucleotides long. Lineage: Eukaryota; Metazoa; Arthropoda; Insecta; Coleoptera; Chrysomelidae. The record is from the annotation of a GenBank genome assembly.
AUGACAGCUGUCAUUCUUUUUCCUAGUGGUUUUGUUUUUGACAUAUUAAAAAUGGUUAACGUACCGAAACAACGUCGUACAUUUUGUAAAAAAUGUAAAGUUCAUAAACCACACAAGGUAACUCAAUACAAGAAGUCAAAGGAACGUCAUGCUUCCCAGGGUAGAAGGCGUUACGACAGAAAACAACAAGGUUUUGGUGGUCAAACAAAGCCUAUCUUCAGAAAGAAGGCAAAAACUACUAAAAAGAUUGUAUUGAGGAUGGAAUGUACAGACUGCAAAUACAGGAAGCAGAUUCCUUUGAAACGUUGCAAGCACUUUGAACUUGGUGGUGACAAAAAGAGGAAGGGACAGAUGAUUCAGUUCUAAGUUGUUAACGUUAAGUAAAAUAAAUAGAUAAACUUAUAAAAACGUGUUUUAUUGAAUUAUAUAAUUAUAAAAACAUAAAAAUAUCAAUUUUAUGAUUUUGUUUAUAAUAAGAUUAAUUUACACUUAGAUAUCUAGUCAGACUGUGGAUGCACUUAUUCCGGAAUAACCUGAUCUGGUUUACUGUAAAAGAAAUACCUUUUAAUAAUAAAGCUUUAAAAGGUUAGAGGGAUA